GAAUUAUCCCGAGCUGUGGACACCGCAAUCCCAUGGCUGCCGCCGCCGUCCAUGCGCGGAUUCAAAGCCAGGCGACUUCCAUCCUGCAGUUCUGGUUCGGUACCGCCUAUCCACUCAACAUCCAGAUGCGGCAGAUGUGGUUCAUGAAAGAGGCUGCAAUCGACGAAAGGAUUCGGGAUGCAUUUGGUGCCUUGGUAUCCGACAUUCUCGAUGCUGAUUCCUCUGCCCUCCUUCCACUAUUGCAUGAAAGCCAGGCCGACGUCAAGGUUGCGACCGUGUUGUGCUUGGAUCAAUUCACACGAAAUAUCUAUCGUGACCAGCCCGAUGCAUUCAGCGGGGAUCGCGUCACGCAAAAGUUUGUGAUGGACACCGUCGAUUCCCCUAGUGCGAUGCGUCAAAUCAAACAGCUUCACGCCUUGGCACAGGGAUUUUUCUUUAUGCCACUCAUGCAUAGCGAAGAGGCGCACGUCCAUGAUGUAGCACAGCGAGUGUACAACGACCUGGUGGCGGAAAGCGUCGCGAACCCUGCCUUGCAUGCCACCCUGACCAACUUUGCCAAGUUCGAGCUGGAUCACAAAGUCAUCAUUGAUCGCUUUGGUCGAUACCCCCACCGGAACGCCAUACUCGGCCGCGAAAGCACUCCCGAAGAAAUCGCGUUCCUGCAGCAGCCCAAUUCGAGCUUUUAACUCGAGUAACAUUGGAGUAUCACAGGUAUUAGUGUGGACCACACUAAUUCUGAAUCAGCAGACA
Aphanomyces invadans is the source of this 750-nucleotide messenger RNA. RefSeq lists its product as hypothetical. Lineage: Eukaryota; Oomycota; Saprolegniomycetes; Saprolegniales; Verrucalvaceae. The record is from RefSeq and is a predicted model, not a curated record. Bases 33 to 686 code for a protein of 217 amino acids. The transcript has a single exon. Gene Ontology annotation, molecular function: protein binding.